AUGAGCAGAGCUGUCCUGCGCUGCAUCGCGUCCAAGCCCAGCCUGCUCCCCUCCGGCGCCCGCCGCUGUAUCCCUGUUGCCCCUCGUCCUCACCACCAUCACCGCUUUCCUCUUCCCCGGGUCUUUUCGUCAUCGACCGCCCGCGCCAUGGCCGCCUCGUACACGUCCAGCCCCGUGCUCAAGACGCCCCGCGUCACCGUCGCCUGCGUGCAGCUGUCCUCGGGCCCCGACAAGGCCGCCAACCUCGACCGCGCCGCGACCCAGGUCGCCCGUGCCGCGACGUCCACCGGCGCCCAGAUUGUCGUGCUCCCCGAGUGCUUCAACUCGCCCUACGGCACCGGCUUCUUCCCCGCCUACGCCGAGGUGCUGCAGCCCUCGCCGCCGCCGCCCUCGCAGGCCCCGUCGUUUCACGCCCUCGCCGCCAUGGCCCGCGACAACCGCGUGUGCCUCGUCGGCGGCUCCAUCCCCGAGCUCGACCCCGCGACCGGCCGCCACUACAACACGAGUCUCGUCUUUGGGCCCGACGGCGCGCUGCUCGCGACGCACCGCAAGGUGCACCUCUUUGACAUUGACAUUCCGGGCAAGAUUACGUUCAAGGAAUCCGAGGUGCUCACCGCCGGCGACCGCCUCACCCUCGUGGAGCUGCCGGGGUACGGUACCAUCGCCGUCGCCAUCUGCUACGACGUGCGCUUCCCGGAGCUGGCGACCGUCGCGGCGCGCAAGGGCGCGUUUGCGCUCAUCUACCCGGGCGCCUUCAACUUGACGACGGGCCCGCUGCACUGGGAGCUGCUGGCGCGCGCUCGCGCCGUGGACAACCAGUUGUACGUGGUCAUGUGUAGCCCCGCGCGCGACAUGGACGCCAGUUACCACGCCUGGGGUCACUCCAUGAUCGUGAGCCCCAUGGCCAAGGUGCUGGCCGAGGCGCACGAGGACGAGACGGUGGUGAGUGCCGAGCUGGUGAGCGACGAGAUUGAGGAGGCGCGGAGGAACAUCCCCCUGCGCACGCAACGACGGUUUGACGUGUAUCCCGACGUAGCACAGGGGAAGCAGUAG
Beauveria bassiana ARSEF 2860 is the source of this 1053-nucleotide messenger RNA. RefSeq names its product carbon-nitrogen hydrolase. The transcript has a single exon. Gene Ontology annotation, cellular component: mitochondrion. Gene Ontology annotation, biological process: L-glutamine metabolic process; oxaloacetate metabolic process. The record is from RefSeq and is a predicted model, not a curated record. NCBI's taxonomy places the organism in Eukaryota, Fungi, Ascomycota, Sordariomycetes, Hypocreales, Cordycipitaceae. Bases 1 to 1053 code for a protein of 350 amino acids. Gene Ontology annotation, molecular function: omega-amidase activity.